ACAAGAAGAGUAAGCUCCAAGCGCAACGAGGGACACUCGCGCUGUCCCUCGUUGCUAGCCGUAGUUUACGUCAUCAGAACGAGACGACUUGAGCGGCAUGUUGAAGCCUCUGAAACAUUUCUGACCUUCUAAAUUAUUUUCUUUCAAGUUGUUUCGGGUUGAAUACAGCUUCCCAGAAUGGCGGUCAAUCAUGCAACCCUCCAUGCCAAAUGGAUCAUCGGCAAAGUAAUAGGGACCAAGAUGUACAAAACUGCCAAAGUGAGAGUCACAAGACUGGUGCUGGACCCUUACCUGCUCAAGUACUACAACAAGAGGAAGACCUACUUUGCCCAUGAUGCUUUGCGACAGUGCACUUUGGGAGAUAUUGUCCUUCUCAAGGCUCUGCCAGAGCCCAGGUCCAAACAUGUAAGGCAUGAACUUGCUGAGAUAGUGUAUAAAGUUGGUCAGGUUGUUGACCCACUGACGGGAAAGUGCGUGGAAGGAACUAAGUUUAUGGAGCCUCUGACUGACCUUCCACUCAGCCUGGGAGAGGAUGAGACAUUAUCAGAAAAACUGCAGGAGCUCAACAUCUCUGCUGCCUCCAGUGGAGCUGAUUCCCCACCAACACAAACUCCCACUUCAUGAUAGAAAACAGCAUUCUUUAUAAGCAGUAAUGUUAGCUUAAAUGUCACUGUGCAAUUACAUUUCUGUUUCAGGUGUUCAUGUAAAUAUAAAUGUAUAAACCAGUCAUCAAUAUAUCAAUUAAUGUGGAAAUUGCAUUUUCUUUGCUACCUGCUAACGUAGUUUUGAAUUCAAGACAAAUCUCUGAGGAAUUUACAAUAAAAUGACAAUGAGAA
Molecule: messenger RNA, 836 nt
Organism: Cottoperca gobio
Lineage: Eukaryota; Metazoa; Chordata; Actinopteri; Perciformes; Bovichtidae
Gene: mrps17
Product: mitochondrial ribosomal protein S17
Exons: 3
Coding region: 178-624 (148 amino acids)
Biological process (GO): mitochondrial translation
Cellular component (GO): ribosome; mitochondrial small ribosomal subunit
Molecular function (GO): structural constituent of ribosome
Source: RefSeq, a predicted model, not a curated record